AUGAACGCAGACCUGAGUCUAGAUGUCCCAGAAGUCCAAGUUCUCAUCAACUUUCCAGCUGAUCCUGAUGGGUUUUACUGGCACCAUCGCAUUUUGUUGUGCCGUGUGAGUGGCGCAUCAUGGAUGACUCUCACUCCAGACCACGAGGUCCAGCAGCACGACCUGAGCACCCUUGUCCAUCGGGUUCUGAAUCGAAGGUCACCUUUUCCAGCAGACAUAGUAGACGAGGUUUAUGCGCAUGACCCCAUUGGUCGCGCAGCCUUGAAUGGAUUCAAGAGACAGGCUCAGACCAUGGCUGUGAUCUUAGGGGAAGGGGUUUUACCUGACACGGAAUCCACCCAGUGGGUGAUCUGCGAUCCAAACCAUUCUCAAUUUGGUGAGGUUGUGGAUGAGGCCAUGCUCGAGAAUGAAGCUACAGGCCUUGCUUUUUCUCAAAAAGGCGUGGUGCUGAAGGAUGGAGAGGAGAUCUUCAUUGAGCGGGUGGCCAGUGACCAAAUAGAGACUUGGAAGAGAGAGAAGCGACUGGGCUCAGCUGAUGUGAGGUUGUUAGGAGACCAUAAGGAUGCCUCUGGAAAACGCAGGCUUGAGUUGGCCACAGCAGUGUCCCUGAUGAAGGAGGUGAAAGAUGAUGAUUUCCCCAUUGCGGGGGUCCGAGCCUGCAAAGAGCUCCACGAAGCAGUCCUAGGUGGCCCUGGCAACUUUGUAUCCUACCACUCAGAGUGGUUGAGGCUGUCCGGCGUUUCCCGGAGAUCUAGUGCAGCUCAUGCUCAUGCCGCACUGUGUGAAGGACUCCGUCUUCUUCACCACUAUGACCAGAUCGACGCCAGUUCUGUGGCCAUCGGAGAACAUCUUUCCAGGUGGUUGAUCCAGAUUGAACUGGCUGUGGAGAGGAGCCCUUCAGCGCCAAAUUUUGACGGCCUUGACAUUCUUGCUGGAACCUCAACCCUCCAAGACGGCCGUGCAUCGACCGCCCGAUUCACAGAGUGGGUCAGCACGCGCAUGAGGGAACGGGCAACCUUGUGGAAGCAAGAGAGGCUUUUUCAGCAAGAGCGCCGCCAUCAACGAGGUCGCAAUGUGGCCGCUGAGGAUGAUGAUGAUGAUGACGAUGAAGAUGCAGGAAAGGGAGGACGAAAGGGCAAGAAAAAGAAGAAGACCAAAAAGCCGGACGGUACACCAGACAAUCCGUCCGGCUCUGGCUCGAAGUUGAGAGAGGGCCUCCGUGCUGAAUCUGCAGAGACUUCACUGCAUCGGCGAGCUGAUGAAGCGUUCAAAUGUUUGAACGAACUCGCUGCAGUGCCUUUUGAUGAGACCGUGAGGACAUCGACUGCUUCUUUGACAAAAGUGCAGGAGUGGAUUGUAAAGGAUGUCCUCAGGAGAAUCUCCCAGCAUGGACAUGCUCCGGACCUUACGGAGCAAGCGGCUUUGGAUGAGAUUGUCUCCUCAGAGCACCUGUAUGAGCAGGAGGCCAACCAUCUGGUCGGCUUCGAUAUCUCUAGGAUUAAGGUGUUGCAGAGGCAAGCUAGACCUUCCUUGACUGUGGACUUGGCCUCCCCCGAAGCAAAGGCUUACCUGUUGAACUAUAGAGAGCUGAUUGAAAGACCCGCCUUUGAGCUUGAAGCUGAUGGUUUUCAAGAGUCUUUGCCGACUCCAUACUGGGAUCCACUGCUUCGUCGUAGUCGAAAGAAGAGGGUGGAGUUGUAUCAAGCUCUUUUCAGGUGUUCUUUGCUUUCCUUCCGAAGGAGGGAGAAGGCCCGAGCGGCAUUCUUCACUGUUCGCAAAAAGGACAACUACCAUCAGCGGCUCAUUAUAGAUGCGCGUCAGGCCAAUGCUUUCCAUCAUAGGCCUCCAACUACGCGGCUGGCGACCCCGGCCGGAAUGGUCUCUCUAGACUUUUCUCCAGAGACCUUGGAGGCCAAUGGUUUUGGUGGGAUAGCGGGCAAUGGCGAUGAUGAUGAUGAUUCGCGCAUUCCGAUUUCACCUCAUGCCGAAACGGGAGACGUGGGCGAUUGUUUCUACAACUUUCUCGUACCACAGUUGGCCAGCUGGUUUUCUUUGGGUGAUUGGUUCACCGGGGCAGAGCUCUCUGCCUUGGGAAUGAACCCAGGCACAAUUUUUGAUGACGACUCCCAGCGGGAUUCGCCCUUGGAAGAUUCAGAGUCAGUGGUGGCGUGUUUUUCUGGAAUGGCAAUGGGGUGGAGUUGGAGCCUGUUUUUGGCCAAUGAGUCGGUGGUGCAUCAGUCCUCUUUCCCUCGACAAUGGGAUCAAGAUGAUAUCAUCCGAGACAAAGCCCCUCCUCCUCUUGUCCAGCCAGGGCGUCCAGCUGUUGGCAUCUAUGUCGACAACAUCCAAGUUCUGGCGGGCGGGGCGGGUGAGGCUUCAAGUCGGAUGUUAGGGAUAGCGAACAGGUUCUCACAGUUGGGGAUUCCCUAUGACAUUGACGAUGUGCAUGACAAGGUCGAAGUUGAAAGCCUAGGCAUGAAGUUUGACUUUGCUGGAAGGGUAGCUGCCAUGCCCAAACCUCGUCGGACGUGGAGACUCUGGCUGGCGACCCGUUGUCUUUUGAAGAGACGCCGCGUCCAUGGCAAAGUUCUACAGGUUUGGUUGGGCCAUGUCACACAUCAUUUUGCUUUGACUAGGUGUUGUAUGUCUAGCUUGUCGGCAUGUUACAGGUUUGCGGAGGAGCACAAAGGUCACAGAGCUGUUGUUUGGCCGUCUGUCAAGAAGGAGCUGAGACAUUGCUUGGGUCUUUUCUUUUUGGUCGAAAUGGACCUCAGCGCGCCCACAUCACCUGAGGUGCAUGUCGGUGACUCAGCUGACUUGGGAUACUCUUUGAUGACCACUCAAGCCAGCCAUGAAGAGAUCAGGGCGGAACUCCGCUUCAAAGAAAGAUGGCGUUUUAUCACCAGUUCUGAACCUGUGCGUAGCUGUCCGCUUCCUCCACCCCAGGGUGAAUGUCAAAGUUCGGCCUUCGUCACUGACCCCUUGCAGGAGUUCCACUACAUGGGAUCCCGCCGCAAUGCAGGACUUGGCCGAAGCACUCAAUUUGGCAGGUGGUUGGGUGAGCAAGUUAAGGAUCCUCAAUGGGAACAAUGGUUGCGAGAAAGGCAUGCCCGUUUUGAAGCAGCUCAUAGACCACGCAUUUCCUUGAUACAUGGUCCGGGGGUUCCGCCGGUCGCGUCCACAUGGGACACGGCUGACAGAUGGCGCCUCUUGGUCGCCAGACCUUGGGAUCAUCCCUCAGAGCAUAUAAACGCAAAGAGCUGA
Molecule: messenger RNA, 3264 nt
Organism: Cladocopium goreaui
Lineage: Eukaryota; Dinophyceae; Suessiales; Symbiodiniaceae
Source: the annotation of a GenBank genome assembly